This is a messenger RNA of Schistocerca piceifrons (Central American locust), 11276 nucleotides long. It is a transcript of the gene nej, whose product is annotated as CREB-binding protein. The record is from RefSeq and is a predicted model, not a curated record. Gene Ontology annotation, cellular component: nucleus; histone acetyltransferase complex; transcription regulator complex. Lineage: Eukaryota; Metazoa; Arthropoda; Insecta; Orthoptera; Acrididae. Gene Ontology annotation, molecular function: protein binding; chromatin DNA binding; zinc ion binding. Gene Ontology annotation, biological process: positive regulation of transcription by RNA polymerase II.
UACUGGGACCGUGUGGAAAUUUGGAUAUUAUUCUUCAAAUUACCGUCAUUUUCCUUCUAAUAAUGGACGCUAGUGCGUUGUAUUAGAGACGUGAAGUGUUUUGUGCCGCCGCACUUGGUCCAUAAAUGUUAAAAGACGUAUGAUGUUGAAAAAUUGUGGGUGAUUUACUUUUGGAUCAUUGUGCAGUUCCGUCGGAAGAUGGAGAGUGGGACUGUGUAGGCUCAUCCGCCAAUUUGGGGCUUCAUUAAGCUCAGUAGUUGACUCUGGAGUAUUAAUAUGUGCCUUGAGGGAUGCAGUGUUCGUCGAACUAUUCCAGUGAUAUUUCUGAGGUGUUAUUUAUGUUGUCGGGAACAAGCAGAACCGUGCGUCGUGGAUUCAAAUUCCAUUAAAUACGAUACUGUGUAGGCUAGUAGACACGGCUUGGUAAACAGGGAGAUAUGGCCGAUCAUCUCGUCGACGGGCCGCCAAACAAGCGGCAGAAAAUGACUGACUCCUUCCAAGGGCCUUCUGACUCGUCCGUACCGUUGGCGCCUUUAAUGAUGCACCAUGCUUACAACUUCGGCUUGGCUACACCUCUGGGGAACAAUGGUGGCAGGGGAACACAACAACCGCAACAGCAACAGCAAUGGAACACGCAGAAGAGAAACUUGUUUACAAACACUACAAUGUUUGCCUUGGAGAAUGAUCUUCCGGAUGAUCUCCUGUCAACUGGCUCGUGGAGUACAUCUAUGGAAAGUGCUAAGCAGCCUCCGCCAGGUCCAGGGCCAGGUUCUGGAGGUCAACCAGGCACAGCACUCCAGAAUGGGACUGUUGAACAGUCUCAACAAGGUGCUGGGACCACAGCUGAAGGGGCUCGUCAACAUGUAGCAGCACAGCAGCAACAGCAACAGCAACAACAGACACAGCAGCAGCAACAGCAACAACCACCGCAACAAACUCAACAACCACAACAGCAACAGUCACAGCAGUCUCAGCAGCAACAGCAACUAGUGCAGCAGCAACAGCAGCAGCAUCACCUUCUGCAGCAGCAACAACAGCAGCAGGGAAACAAAGGAUUGGUGGUCAACUCCAUGGGGCUCACUGCUGGAGCACUUGGCAGUAAGAGCCCCAAUUUACAGUCUGCACCAAAUGUAUCUGUGAGCAAAGGUGUAAACUCAUUAGUAGUUAGCUUGAGCAGUUUGCCCUCCAGCAUAGCUUCAACACAAACAAUGACAGGGAUCAGCAUGGGAAUGAAUAGUGGAGGUGGCAUGAUAAUGACAAGUGCUGUUCAUAAUCCUGUCCAGAAUGGGCCGCUCGUUGUGUCACGAACUGUAGGCUUACAACAACAACCACAGCAACAGCAGCAGCAACAACAAAGCCAUCUUGUUGCAAGGGGACAAUCACCACACCAGGUGCACACAGUUGGAAUAGGUGGACCACGGAUGCAGAAUCCAAAUAUCUCCACAAUCAGCCAGAUGGGUCAAGCUCUUAAUGCUGGCAGCCCUUAUGGAUAUGCUCCUCCAGGUGGGGCUGCAGCAGGGCCACAGGCUGUCAGUGUUCCACCACCUGUUGGAGUAGUUACUCCUCAGCCAAGAUCUACUAUGAUCCCCAACAUGCCGUCGAUCCAGGGUACCCGCUUUGGGGCAUCUCCAGGUAGCUCUUUAGGUGGUCCAGCUGUUGUAGGAGUGACUGGAACAGAAGGAGGCAUUGCACCUCAAGCGCAGCCUCCUGCACCAUCUCCGGCUCAGCCACAGUCUGGAGCACCAAGUGGGAGCCAGCCUGGUCCUCAAACAGCAACCCAGAGUCAGGGAGCACCACCUACCCAGGGUCAAGCUACAGCCACUCCCACCACGACCUCCACUGCUGAUCCUGAAAAAAGGAAGCUCAUUCAGCAACAGCUUGUUUUGCUGCUGCACGCGCACAAAUGCCAGCGAAGGGAGAGUCUCUCUAAUGGAGAAACGUGGCAGGGAAGUCAGUGUACAUUACCACACUGCAAGACAAUGAAAAAUGUGUUAAACCACAUGACUACAUGCCAGGCAGGAAAGUCUUGUUCAGUUGCACACUGUUCCUCUUCGCGGCAGAUAAUCUCACACUGGAAGCACUGCACUCGGACAGACUGCCCUGUAUGUUUGCCACUGAAACAGGCUGAUAAAAUACGGCAUCAGCAAAAUAUCGUAUCUAAUCAGGCUCCCAGCAAUCAACCAACGGCAUCUGAUAUGAGAAGAGCAUAUGAUGCCCUUGGUAUUCAGUGUCCCACAACUGCUGCACCAGGUGGCCUUUUAACCCCUAGUAAUGUGGUGAACAGAGGACACCGCAUGGUCGCUCCUGGUCUUGGUGUAGGGCCAGCUCAGCCUAAUGUGGUGGGUGGUGCAGUUAGAGUUGCCGCACCUCCUCACACGCAAGUUCAAGGUCAGAGUGCAGCUCAAACUGUUGUGGCACCUAAUGUGUCCCUCCCACUAUCAUCAGACCCUACCUCACAGCAGCCACCACCGACACAAGGACCAGUUUCAGCUGCAGCUCAGGCUGCAGUCGCUACCAUUCAGCAGACAGUUGCAAAUAUGCAAAAUUCCUUGUUCGGGCUUGGAGGUGCUGAGCCACAAACAUCAGCAGCACAGCUCGCUGCAGAGAGCCGACUUGCAAAUUUGCAGCUGCCAGCUGUCUUCCCACCAGGUCAAGUCACUGCAACACCUGUACAAGGGACCAAAGAGUGGCAUCAGUCUGUCACCCCUGAUUUGCGAAAUCAUUUGGUGCACAAGCUUGUCCAGGCAAUUUUUCCAACUCCUGAUCCACAAGCUAUGUUGGACAAGAGGAUGUACAACCUUGUAGCAUAUGCUCGAAAAGUAGAAGGAGAUAUGUAUGAAAUGGCUAAUUCUAGGUCUGAGUACUAUCACCUAUUGGCUGAAAAGAUAUACAAGAUUCAGAAGGAACUAGAGGAGAAAAGACAGCGACGUAAAGAACAGCAGCAACAGGAACUGCAGCGGCAACAGCAGCAGCAGCAACCGCAACCACAGCAGCAACAGCAACAGCCACAACCUCAACUGAGGCCGACGGCCCCAACAGUGCCAUCAAAUGUACAAAUACGCCCCACAGCUGCAGCACCAGGUGUCCCUCAUGGAGGAACAUUAACAGGACUUCAACAGCCAACUCGUCUGCAGUUCCCAGCACAACCCACACAGCAGCAGCAGCCACAACAGCCACCUCAACCACCACAACAGCAACAGUUGGUCGUAGGACCACCUGGUCCUAGCCCCACAGGAACUUCCGUAACAUCAAAUUUGUCGAGUACAGCUUCAUUUGUACCGCCAACAAGUGCAGCUGCAGCAGUGACAACUAGUCAGUUCAACAAUGGCCUGGCAGUAUCUCCCACUGCACAGUUCUCAGAUCAGGUGAAAGCAAGAGUUGCAGGUGGCAACACAACUCCUGGUGCACAGACACCUCCAUCGGCUACCUCCCAGUUCACUCUCCAGACCCAAUUCUCAAAUGCAGCAGCUGCCCCAAGAGUUUCUGUUGUCCCAUCUGCAGCAGGCCAAGGUUCAGACAGUGUUUCAGUUUCAGGUCCCUCCCCAGGUCUUUCUCAGACUGUUAGCUCAGCAGCUUUGCCUUGUCCUACAGCACAAGUUCCACAGCUUGUUCCGCAAAGUGCCCCUGGAUCUACAACAGGAUCUGUUGUUACAGCAUCAAUGACCCAACAGCAGUUAGCAAGUCUAGGAAAGGGAAUGCCUGCAGCAGAGCGAGCUGCUCAGUCACGUCCCACGACAAGUGGUUUGUCCAGCCAGAUGGCAGCCAUUGCAGCUUCUCUCAAUGAGGAUGUGGAUUCGCCACCUCCAGCUACAAAAGGAAAGCUGGAUAACAUGCAUGCAGAUGGAGAAAAUGAUAUUAAAGUGGAAAUAAAGCAAGAGAAUGAUUUGAAUGAUCAACAUGACGGUGGAGGUGGGAAAGGUAUUAAUAUAGACAGCAUCAAGACAGAGAUUAAGACUGAACCAAUGGAUGACUGCAACACUACAUCAGAAAGUAAUGUCCUUGUUAAAGAGGAAGUUGUAACAAAGGAAGAGCCAGUAACGCCGAUGUCGUCAUCCAGUAUUGAAAAUGCAGCAGCUGAUAUUAAACCAACUGUUCCUGAGCCUAGUCAGGGCGGAGGUGCAAGUGGUGCAACAGAUAAAAAGAAAAAGUGCUUGUUCAAGCCAGAUGAACUUCGACAAGCCCUAAUGCCAACACUAGAGAAACUAUACAGACAAGAUCCUGAGUCUCUCCCAUUUCGUCAGCCUGUUGAUCCACAAGCGUUGGGGAUUCCUGACUAUUUUGAUAUUGUAAAGAAGGCAAUGGACUUGUCCACUGUGAAACGGAAACUGGAUACUGGGCAAUAUUCAGAUCCCUGGGAAUAUGUAGAUGAUGUCUGGCUGAUGUUUGACAAUGCUUGGCUAUAUAAUAGGAAGACAUCUAGAGUUUAUAGAUAUUGCACUAAGUUAUCAGAAGUAUUUGAGCAAGAAAUUGAUCCUGUCAUGCAAGCAUUGGGCUAUUGUUGCGGUCACAAAUAUACUUUCAAUCCUCAAGUGCUUUGCUGUUUUGGCAAACAAUUGUGUACUAUACCAAGAGAUGCAAAAUACUAUUCAUAUCAGAACAGAUACACCUUUUGUCAGAAGUGCUUCAACGACAUCCCUGGAGACACCGUCACCCUCGGCGAUGAUCCAACCCAGUCUCAAACUGUGAUCAAAAAGGAUCAGUUCAAGGAGAUGAAGAAUGAUCACCUUGAAUUGGAACCUUUUGUAGAAUGUACUGAUUGUGGACGGAAGCUGCAUCAGAUAUGUGUUCUUCAUUUGGACCAGAUAUGGCCACAAGGGUUUUGUUGUGACAAUUGUUUGAAAAAGAAAGGCCUGAAAAGGAAAGAGAAUAAAUUCAAUGCGAAAAGAUUACCAGCUACCAAAUUGGGUACAUAUAUUGAGACAAGAGUUAAUAACUACCUUAAAAAGAAAGAAGCUGGAGCUGGUGAAGUCUUCAUAAGAGUGGUUUCUAGUUCUGACAAAAUUGUCGAAGUCAAACCAGGAAUGCGCAACAGAUAUACCAUGGCCCAUAUCUGGGCAUGCCCACCAUCAGAAGGGGAUGAUUAUAUAUUUCAUUGUCAUCCAGCUGAACAAAAGAUACCUAAACCGAAGAGACUUCAAGAAUGGUACAAGAAGAUGUUGGAUAAAGGCAUAAUAGAGAGGAUAGUCCUUGAUUAUAAGGAUAUUCUGAAGCAAGCAGUGGAAGAUAAAUUAAUUUCAGCAGCUGAACUGCCAUAUUUUGAAGGUGAUUUCUGGCCAAAUGUUUUGGAGGAGAGUAUAAAAGAACUUGAUCAAGAAGAAGAGGAAAAGCGCAAACAAGCAGAAGCUGCAGAGGCUGCUGCCAAUGCUAUAUUUUCACUGCAAGAAGAAAGUGAAACAGGACCUGAUGGCAAAAAGAAAGGUCAAAAAAAGGCUAAAAAAUCUAAUAAAUCUAAAGCCAAUCAGCGAAAAAACAGUAAAAAGUCAAAUACACCGCAGACCGGAAAUGAUCUUUCAGCAAAAAUUUUUGCUACAAUGGAAAAGCAUAAAGAAGUUUUCUUUGUAAUCAGGCUGCACUCUGCGCAAUCUGCUGCCAGCUUGGCACCCAUUCAGGAUCCUGAUCCAUUUAUAAACUGUGAUCUUAUGGAUGGAAGAGAUGCAUUCUUAACAAUGGCACGUGAACGCCAUUAUGAAUUUUCAUCAUUGAGGAGAGCCAAGUUUUCAUCUAUGUCAAUGCUUUAUGAACUCCAUAACCAAGGACAGGACAGAUUUGUAUAUACUUGCAAUAAUUGCAAGGGUCAUGUAGAAACGCGUUACCAUUGCACUGUUUGUGACGAUUUUGACCUGUGUGUUCAGUGCUAUGAGAAAGAUGGGCAUCCUCAUAGGAUGGAGAAACUUGGCUUGGACUUGGAUGAUGGCUCCUCUCCUUCAGAUCAGAAGCAAGCUAAUCCUCAGGAGGCGCGAAAACUUUCAAUACAGCGUUGCAUCCAAUCAUUAGUACAUGCAUGCCAGUGCCGUGAUGCCAACUGUCGCCUGCCCAGCUGUCAGAAGAUGAAGAGAGUUGUGCAGCAUACAAAGAUAUGUAAAAGGAAGACAAAUGGUGGCUGCCCCAUAUGCAAACAGCUUAUUGCACUUUGCUGUUACCAUGCAAAGCAUUGCCAGGAAACAAAAUGUCCGGUGCCAUUCUGUUUGAACAUCAAACAUAAGCUGAAGCAGCAGCAACUCCAGCAAAGAUUGCAGCAAGCACAUCUGCUACGAAGGCGCAUGGCAGCAAUGAACACUAGGACAACAUUACCUGUUGGUCCACUACCAGGUAGUUCAGGGGCAGCAGGGGUGCUUGGUGCUGGUGGUGCAGGUUCAGCAGUUAGUCCAGUGGGUGUUCUUGGGCCAGCAACAUCAGGUGCUGGCAUGGUAGUUGGUUUGCAGCCUCCACAUCAACCAGGCAUUGGUUUGAAACCAGGUGCACAGACUCCCAAUGCCAACGUCCUGCAGGUUGUAAAACAGGUCCAAGAAGAGGCUGCAAGACAACAGGCACCUCAUGCUCAAGUGGGGUAUGGGAAAGGAAAUCCUCCAGGUGUUGUCACUCAGGCAAUGGCUCAAGUUAUGCCACCUCCUCAGAUACAAAGAGCUAUGGGUCAAAUGGGUCCUAACCCCGCUACUCACCUUAUGCCUAUGGAUCAGUGGACUCCAAGAUAUGCGGCUCAAGGAUUGCCACAGAAUCCAGGAUUGAGGCAGCCAUCACCUCAGUUGAUCCAGCAGCAGCAGCAGCCACAACAAGUUGUUCAAGUCACACCUCAGGCACCCCAGUUGGCUGGUCUUGGUCCAGGGGGGCACUUAGGUAUUCGUAGUGCUCCUGGUGUCGCAACACAGGGUGCAGCUGGGGGACCUGGAACUGGUUUACAAAAGCAGGCCCUCCAGCAACUGUUGCAAACACUUAAGUCACCAAACACUCCAGAGCAACAGCAACAGAUCCUCCAGAUUCUCAAAAGCAAUCCACAGCUGAUGGCAGCAUUCAUCAAACAACGGCAGGCAUACCAAAACCAGCAGCAGCAACAAGCUGCUGCAGCACAAGCUGCAGCUGCUCAACAACAGGCAGCAGUUACUGGGGCAAAUACUGGUGUUCUUGCAACUGGACAGCAACAGCAGUUGCAGCAUCUAAUGUCCCAACAGCAGCAGCAGCAGCAACAACAACAGCAACAACAGCAGCAGCAGGUAGCAGCUGCAGGUCGAAUGCAGCAGAUGCAAGCCAUGCUUGGCCAAACAACGCCAGCCACACCGCACCAUUGGUACAAGCAGCAACAGCAGCAGCAACAACAACAACAACAACAGCAGCAGCAGCAGCAGCAACAACAGCAGCAGUUACUGGCCAUGCAGAGACAUCAAUCUUUUUCACAGCCUCCUGCACCUGUUUAUGGACAACAGCAGCAGAGGCCUCGGCAACAGCAUUUAGUUGGUGCAUAUGCAGGUGCCGGCUUCCCCACAGUGCCCGAACAACAGCCAGCACAGUAUCAGCAACAGCAGCAGCAACAACAGCAACAGCAGCAGCCCCCUUUGAAACCCACACCUCCACCAGCACCAUCACCACAAGGUGUUAUGGGCCCACCAGGUGGAGCUGUGCAGUUGAUGCAGGCUGUGCGAUCCCCUCCACCGAUUCGUUCCCCUCAGCCGAACCCUAGUCCGCGGCCAGUCCCAUCACCUCGAAAUCAACCAGUGCCAUCUCCUCGUGGUGGUGGCCCUGUGCCUUCACCUCACCACCAUCAUUCACAGCCAACACACUCUCCAGCUCAUGAACUAACGGGGGGAGAAAUGAUGCUUACACAGGGACACGGGCCUGUCGCACACCACCCUUCCCCAGUUGCUGGUGCAAAUGGUCAGGGUCCAAGUGACUCCAAUGAAGUACCACCAAUGACUCCUCAGGACAAGCUUACUAAGUUUGUGGAACAGUUGUAGUAGUACCAGUGUAGUAAAAUGUACUUAAAUUUUGUUGUGUCCCAAUUUUCGUACGAUAAAAGCAACAUAUACUUUCAUGAAAGUUUGGAAGUAUGUGGCAAGCUUUUUGAUGGGGGAAAAGUAUUAAAUCCCGGUUGCACAGUAACCGUGACGUGUUUUGUGAAAACUGUUCAUGUGUACAGUUCCCGUACGGUGCAUUAUAUUACAGUAUAAAGAUAGAGAAUUACCAGGUGCAUCCUAAUAUCCACUGUGUCCUGUGUGUAGUGUAGUUGUAUAAAUAAAAAUGUACAAUGUGUGGAACCUGCGCCAUCCCCUCCCUCCACAACCCUGCAUUAUUUUAUUUAACAGACUUUGAACCAUACUGAUCCCAAAGCUGAGGAAGGAAAAACAGCACUGCCUAUUUCACGUUUAUCUUGCUGUGGACACCAUCUGCGUGUGGUGAUAUUUCAGUAGUUGUAAAUAGUCAAUGAAUGAAAUUAGUUUAUCAGGGAAGGGAAGGGGGAGGCACUGUGAACUUUGUAAACUGUAUGAAUUAUUGGCUUAGCAAGGCUGUGUUUUGUUUCUUUUUUUCUUUGUGCAGACAUUAAAGGUGUAAUAUUAGAACACUGAGAUUUGUUGCAUAAUAAAGCAUCUGAACAAAUAGUAAAUAUCUGUAAUGUUCAAAGUGCAAGAAAGAAACUAUACUUCUUAAACUAUUAGUAAAUUAAAUUAAUGAAAGAGAAUGGACUUUGGUGCAUCAAAAUGAAUAGAAUUUGUUAAUUUUAUUUUACAAAAUGAACAAAACAAACAAAAAAAAAAACAGGAAGUGUUAUCUUACCUUUCUGAGACAUUAAUAAAAGUUGAAAAAAUGAAUAUUUCCUGCUAUUAUAAAUCUACAUUAACUGCAUCAGUCAGGCUGAUCUUGUAAAAGUCAGAAAUGAAAUAUUGUGUAAUAUAAGCUGCAGUACUUUGCCCAUGCUUUUUCCUUUGUAAAGGAAAGAAGGCGGUAAUAGUAAAAUACUUUUUGUUUUCAUUUAUCACAUUUGAAUUUAUUCAAAGAAAAUUUGUAUAGUUAGGUGAUAAAGAAAGAAAGUAGAUUUUGGAGUUCAGAGCAGUAGAUAUAGAACUGCAUUCCCAAUCCAUAGGACAUCCUGCCCAGCAACCCAUAGCCAGGUAUAUCUGGCACAUUCUCUCUUAGAAAAUUUAUUUUAGAAACAAUUUCCCUGUUUUCUAGUGACUUGAACAAUCACAGAUUAAAAUUGCAGACUUCAUUCCAUUCAACAAAAAAUUGCCUUGCAUUUUCUGUGGAAUGUACCUGGAAAAAAUGCAGUAAUUUGCGUUACAGCAUAUGCUUGUGCUAUGAACAAAGCAUGAAGACAACUCUUGGCUUCUGAAGAGCUUUGUCUUUUUUACUACCCCCACCCCUACACCCAGGCAAAAUUGCAUGAAGAAAUAUAUUGGGAGGACAUGAGGUUGCAAAUUUUGUAUCAGUGUUCACUCCUGUAUUGCUCCUUUUACUUUGUGUAGUACUGUGCAUUUAAAAGUGCUGCAGAAUUCUUACUUUUUAUUGUUACUUGUAUUAUUACUUUUAUAAUGUUUGUUUUGUUUAAAAAACAGUAGCUCCUUAAUUGCUGGUAAUAAGAGAAAUCUGAAAUUUCUUGUUUCCAAUACUUUCUGUACUUCCUGCAUGUCCAUGAGGAGGCAAACGUUGCCCUUUUGGGACAGAUAUGCCUGUUGUUGUUUUUUUGUUCUUUUUUAUUGAUCAGUAAUGGGACAGAGAGAUUUUUGAAAUAUACAUUCAGUGUAUGGAUCAUGAGAUCUCUUACGUAGAGUUUUGUAAAUCACACAAUGAAAAUUUUUGGUAACCCUACUACACUGUAUAGUUAGUUCUGUGAGUAUAAUAAUGAGAAGGAUUUUUCAGUGAGAAUGAUCUAAAUCUCAUACAUGCAUACAUAUGUUAAUUUAUGUACAGUUCAUAUAUCUUGCAAUAUAAGUUCAACAAUCAAAUUGAAGUGAGAUCUCAAAUUUUUAAUGUUUUUAUUUUUGUUUAUUUUUAUUGAAAGAAAUGAUGUAAUUUAAAGUGUAUUGCUGGUGGAGUAUAAAAUAUAUUUGUAGCAGGCACAAGGUUGUGAUGUUAAUAGGGCAGUAAGGACAUAUAUUGUGUCCUAAUCUCCCCUCCACCCAUGUAUUAAAAUGACUGUCCAGAAACACUUUAACAAUGCCCAACUUGAUUGGAAAGGGUAUUUCAGUGGCAUUAAAUUUUUAAGAUAUUUGCAAUGCUGUAAAUAUUUAAAAAAAGAAAGGACUUUUUUACCCAUUAAAAAUUCUUUGAUGGGCUUACAGAGAUUUCAUAUCUGAUACUGAUUAUGUCAUUAAAAGUAGCACAAACAGUAAGAAACUAUCCUGUACUAAAGAUUUAAAAGAAAUAUCACUUUUUCUCAGCAUUCUUGGUCCUUGAUAUAUUUAUUGCCUGUACCCAUUUCAGAAACAUACGUCUAAAAAAAACUGCGUUGAACAAUCAUGCCAUGGAAUAAAUAUUGCUUUGUGUGUUUCCAGAUGUGUUAGCAUUUUAUGGAUGCAGUAGUUUUUAUUUCUGUCAUUGGUAUGUAUUAUGUUACCAGUAGACACAAAAUGUUAUUGAUGUUCCUGUAUGGUAGUGUGCACGUAGUGCCUUACUGUUUAAUAUAUUUUUUAAGUAUGAUUCUGCUGGUAUUUGUGCAAAAGGUCUGUUACAUGACAUUCAAUGAAAAUAGUUGAGAGUAGGUUUGCCAUUUAAUGUACUGAUUCUUGGCAAGAGCAGCAUAGUGUGGAAUUCAUUGUGUAAUAGUUUGUAGGCAGCUGUGUGCUGCAGGUAUUCAUGCAUGUCAUGGUUAUUAUCUUUGUUCAUUUGGGGUAUUCAGAAAAUUAAUUGUGUUUUGUAUUAUACUUUCGGUUGCUUAAAUUUCAGUUAAAUGAAUUCUUUUUAUUCCACAUUGUGUUGCUCUUUUUUGCUACAAUUUUGCAAUGUGAAAUAGUAUGUUUGUUUAAGAGUGCAUGCCCAUAAUCUUUGCUGUUUGGAACACUUGCUUCUUUUAAGUAGUAAUUUUAAGUGUUCUAUUUAUUGUUGCUAUCUUUAAACAUAAUCAGUGAUCAGGUUGUUGAGAUCAUUCUGUGAAAGCUCUCCAAGUAAAUAGUAAUUCCUGUACUGUUCUUCAAAGUAUCUUAGAGAAAUCAUUCAAGAUUUCUUCAAGACGAAAACAACAGGAUCCGAUGAGGGUUGAUAGCCAUUGUAUUAUAGUUUCUCCAGUAUGAUAAGUCAUUUGUACAAAUGCAUUAUUAAAUUAAUAAAUUUCAGCUAUUUAUCAAUGAUCA